Acytostelium subglobosum LB1 is the source of this 1248-nucleotide messenger RNA. RefSeq lists its product as hypothetical. The transcript has 2 exons. Gene Ontology annotation, molecular function: ATP binding; Hsp70 protein binding. Gene Ontology annotation, cellular component: cytosol; cytoplasm. Lineage: Eukaryota; Evosea; Eumycetozoa; Acytosteliales; Acytosteliaceae. The record is from RefSeq and is a predicted model, not a curated record. The coding region runs from base 1 to 1248 and encodes 415 amino acids. Gene Ontology annotation, biological process: protein refolding; response to heat.
AUGGGACUUGACAACAAAUAUUACGAUAUUCUUGGUGUAUCACGUGACUCCAAUGAGACUGAGAUCAAGAAGGCUUACAGAAAGUUGGCCAUUAAGUAUCAUCCAGACAAGAACCAGGACCCAAGUGCUGUGGAGAAGUUCAAGGAGAUCACUGUAGCCUAUGAGGUGUUGUGUGACAAGGAGAAGAGAGAGCUUUAUGACAAAUACGGAGAGGAGGGAUUGAAGGAGGGCGCCGGCGGAUUCGGCGAGGACAUAUUCUCACACUUCUUUGGAGGUGGCGGUAACUUCUUUGGCGGUGGCGGUCAGCGUCGUCGUGGCCCAAGAAAGGGAGAGUCACUCCAGCACGUUCUCAAGGUCAGCCUUGAGGAUCUGUACAGAGGCAAGGUGUCCAAGUUGGCACUGCAAAAGAACUCAAAGUGCCCAGACUGUGAUGGAAAGGGUGCCAAAACCGCCGACGCCGUCAAGAAGUGUGACGACUGUCACGGCAACGGUGUCAAGGUCCAGCUCAGACAGAUUGGACCAGGCAUGGUGCAGCAGAUCAAGCAGCAGUGUAACACUUGCAGAGGCGAGGGCCAAGUGAUCAGAGAGAAGGACCGUUGCCAGAAGUGCAAGGGUAACAAGACCAUUCAGGAGGAAAAGACACUCAAGGUCAACAUUGACAGAGGUAUGAAGAACCAGCAAAAGAUCGUCUUCUCCGAGGAGGGUGACUACGAGUCGCCCGACAUCACUCCAGGUGAUGUCAUUGUCAUUUUACAACAGAAGGAGCACACCUCCUUUAUGCGCGACGGCGACGACCUCAUCAUGGAGCAGAAGAUCACCCUGCUCGAGGCUCUGACAGGCUUCACCUUCUACAUCAAGCACCUCGACGACCGUGUCCUCACCGUUACCAACCCACCCGCCAAGAUCAUCACACCCAACGCCAUCAAGUGCAUACAUAACGAGGGUAUGCCCAAGUACAGAAACCCAAUGGAGAAGGGCAAGCUGAUUGUAAAGUUCGUCGUUAACUUCCCAACCGACGGCCAGAUCGCCCCAGAGAGUGCCAAGCUCUUGGAGAAGGUGUUGCCCAAGCCCAAGCCAGCCCCCAAGCCCACCAGCCACGACGGCAUCGACGAGGAGGUCGUCCUGUCCGACUACGACCAACCCAAGCGUAGCGCCGCUGGCGCCGCACACAGAGCCGAGGCCUACGAGGAGGAGGAUGAGGAUGAGCACGGUGGUCACCCACAAGGAGUCGCCUGCCAACAGCAAUAA